AUGACUAUACAUAAUAGAAUACUCUUACCUUUUCUUUUGAUUUGUUUUGUGUUUGGAGGAAUUACUGAAGAAGUUUAUAACCAGAUAGCAGUUUGUGGAGAUAAUGAAUGGAAUCAAUACUAUGAACAAUGUGAUGGGUCUGUUGGAUGUACAUCACAAUGUAUUUGUGGUACUGGAUAUAUUGCAGAUGGAAAAGGAAAUUGUCAAAUGCAAUGUAUGUAUGAAGAUGCAUGUUCUUCAGGAUGUAUUCUUCCAGAUGUAUGUGAACAAUGUAAUAUUUCUAAAGGAUAUACAAGUGAUUGUCAAGGAUGUCAAUCAGGAUACAUGUGGUUUGGAGAAGGGAAAUGCAAACCAAUAAAAGAAAAUGAAAUACAAACAUGUGGAAUGUUUAGUAAUAUAAUAGAGCAAUAUUUUAAAGAAAAAGGAGAAGAAAAUGUGUUUAAUAUUCAAAUAGGAGAAGAAGAAAUAAAAAAUGGUGGUUUAAUUUCUAUUCCUGAUGUUUCUAAUCUUGUUGGACUUCAAUUAAAUAGAUGUUCACAAUAUGUUGAUCCAAUUAAACCAUAUACUUAUGGUGUUUGGUUUAAACUUACAUCGACUAUAAAUACUUUUGUUUCUAUUGAAGUAGAUAAAAGAUAUUCUCAUCAAGAACUUGAACUAGCAAAAAUUCAAAAACAAGAAAUAGGAAGUAAACUUGCUAUAGUCAUAGAACAAGAUUGUCAAGAAAAAUUGGGAUAUUCUACUUCAUUAGUUUGUCUUUACAAAAAUGGUGGACAUUCUAAAUAUGUAAAUUCUCCCAGAAUUAUUACUUUAUUAGAAACUGGUUCAACUCAAUAUCUCUUUAUUCAUUCAAAAUUUGCUUCAUUUCAAAUUCCAGCUUUUAAGUUAUAUGUUAAUAAAAUUACUCAUGCAUGUUCUUCAAGUUAUUAUAAUAUUGACUGGAAUACAUUAGCUAGUUCUAAUUAUUCAAAUGUAUUUAAUUUAGAACAUACUAUUAAUUCACGUUCUAUUUGUUCUAAAGAUAUUGUUAAAGGACUUUGGUUUAAGUUAAUUGGAGCAGAUCAAAGUAUACAAAUUUCUACAUGUAAUUCACCAUCUGAAUAUGAUAUAAAUCUUGAUCUUUUAGCUGUUAAAUUAAGUGAUUAUGGAUUAAAUGAAAAUUCUGAAGAUAUUUCAAUGAUUAAUUGUGAUGAUGAUUCAAAAACAAAGUGCAUUCGUUCAAGGACAGAUGGGUGUGGGAAUAAUUCAAAAUUAGCAAGGAUGGUAGUUUCAUUACAAACAGGGUAUUUAUAUUUUUUGUUUGUUGGAGUAAAUGAACAAUAUUCAGCUCAAAUCCAGGUUGAUAUAAAUACAGUUUGUACUAAUAAUUGUGAUAAUAAUGGGUUAUGUUCUUCUCAUACUGGUAAAUGUGAAUGUAAUGAUGGAUAUGUUCUUAAAGAUGAAACCUGUUCAUUAUGUGGAAAUGGAAAAUUAGAUGAAGGAGAAGAAUGUGAUUUGUCUAUUGAAGGAUAUGAUGAUAGUAAAUGUUCAAUUAACUGUAAUUGUCUGUAUGGAUUUGAACCAAAAAAUAUCAAUGGAGUUCGUAAGUGUGCCGUUUCAACAUGUGGAAAUAAUGAAAUUAAUAAAUAUGAAGAAUGUGAUGGAGGAUAUGGGUGUGAUCAUUGUGUUUGUGUAAAUGGAACAAAGAAAUAUGCGAAAGCAAGAAUUGGUUGUAUGUUAUCUACAUGUGGAAAUAAAAAAUGGGAUAAAGGAGAAGAAUGUGAUGGAGGAGAUGGAUGUAUUGAAUGUGAAUGUCAACCAGGAUGGUAUUCACAAAAUAAAGCAGAUUGUAGUUCAAUUUCCAGAGGGAUAACAAAUUUUUUAUUUUGGGGAAUAGGAAGUAUAAUAUAUAUUAUAUUUUAUAUAUUAUUAUUAUUAUUAGUGUUAUUCAUUUAUUACAAUCUUACUAAACAAAUUAAACAAGAAAUUGAUGAUGAAAAACUAAUCAUCUUCGAGAAUACAAUCAUUCCAUUUGAUAAAACAAAUUCUCAAUACAUUGACUUAAAACAACAAAACCCUUAUUUUUCAUUCUCUUCUAAUACAAUUGAUUUUGGUGAUAUAAGACCUGAAAUUAAUGAACCUAUUGAUACAACAAUUAUUUUAACUAACAACUGGAAAGAGAGUAUGCAUUUUACAUUCCAUUCUGGUGAUUAUACAAAAUAUGAAAUUAUGUGUAAACCAUUUACUGGUACUAUUAGACCAGGUGAUUUUGCUGAAUUAACUAUUACAUUUAUGGCUAAGUGUACUACUUUACUAAAUGAAAAAAUCCCAAUUACUUUAAGAUAUGGUCAAUUAGGAAAUAUUUUAAAAGAAAUUAAAAAGGAAAAUCCUGAUUUGAUUGCUCAAAAUUCUCAAUCAAGUCAAAAUAGUGAAAUGGAUAAUCGUUCUCAUUCAUCAAAUACAAAUAAUACUUCAAAUUCUCAACCUCAAAAAAGUACUCCUUCUUCUUCUAAAACUACAAAUAGUAAAUCAAAUAAAAGUGAUAAAUCUAGUUCAAAAAAGAAAAAAGGAAAAUCUAAAGUAUCUAAAUUCCAUGUUUAUUUAAAUCUUCAAGUUGAGUCUGCUCUUUCUACUAAAUUGGAUUAUGAAGAAAUUCAUUUACAACAUCCACCUAUUGGUGGUGGUACAUUUGGUAUUGUUUAUCGUGCUGAUUGGAGAAGAGUUGAUGUUGCAGUUAAAGUGAUGAAAACUGAUUUAGUUGGAUUAGCUGAAUUAUUACCUAAUUUUAGUCAAGAAGCAGAAAUGAUGGAACGUAUUCGUUGUCCGUAUAUUGUAAAUUUCAUUGGAAGUGUAGUAACUGCUGAUACAUUAUGUCUUGUAACAGAAUUUUGUCCAUUAGGUUCAUUAAGAAAAUUCAUGAAAACAAAUCCAUUAAGUGAUUUUUUAAAAGUUAGAUUCUGUCAAGAUAUAGCACGUGGUAUGGAAUAUUUACAUCAAAAUGAUAUUCUUCAUCGUGAUUUAAAAACUGAUAAUGUUUUAGUUUAUUCUAAAAAUCCACAUGAUCCUAUUACUGCUAAAGUUACUGAUUUUGGUACUUCUCGUUCAUUUAUUGAAUCAUCUGGAAAAAUCGAAUUACAAAAUAUUGGUACACCUGUAUAUAUGGCACCAGAAAUUAGUAGAAAAGAUCAAAUGACAUUAAAAUCAGAUGUAUAUUCAUUUGCUAUUUGUAUGUUAGAAAUUUGGUUAGGAAGAGAUCCUUAUGAUCCAAUAAAAUUCCCUGAUUCAGAAUCAAUACUAAGAUUUGUAGGUGCUGGAAAAAGACUUGAUGUUUCUGAUGAAUGUAUUUUUAAGACUCUUAUUGAACAAUCUUGGAAACAUAAUCCAUCGGAAAGACCUACUUUCAAAGAAUUAGGAACAGUUUUAGAUGGUAUAUUAAGAAGAAUGACUGAUAAAUCAAAUUCUACUAAAGGUCAUUCUGGAUCAACAAGGACUGAAACUAAAUCUCAAGAUAUUUCUUCUUCUGAAAAAAGGUAUAGUAUAAAUACUAGUUCAAGUAGUACAAUAAAUAAUAUGGAAGAUAAUAAAGGAAAUGAAGAAAGUAUCGACACAUCAAUUUCAUCUCAAGUAUUGUCACUUUGA
This is a messenger RNA of Entamoeba dispar SAW760, 3615 nucleotides long. Its product is annotated as serine-threonine protein kinase, putative. Bases 1 to 3615 code for a protein of 1204 amino acids. The transcript has a single exon. Gene Ontology annotation, biological process: protein phosphorylation. Lineage: Eukaryota; Evosea; Mastigamoebida; Endamoebidae. Gene Ontology annotation, molecular function: ATP binding; protein kinase activity. The record is from RefSeq and is a predicted model, not a curated record.